CAUAAUUCAAACCAUGAGAAAAACCAGAACUGAUUGCUGUGAGCUCACUCACAUUCCACUAAAUAAAAUGAGUGUGACUAGUUCACAUACACAUGUUGUAUAGGUUUGUGUUAUAGUUUGACUCUGCGGUUUUUAUCAGCUCCAUCCUUACAAUCUCACAGACUACAUGACCCCUGCAGUUUCCGUUUACUGGUCACCUGUCAAUCAGUCACAAACGAACGAAUCUCCGCCCACGUGUUGACGGACAGCAGGCUGAUCAAAUCAAACGCACUCUGUGCCCUCGUGUCACGUAGAAACUCCGUGGACACUGCGUGUGCGCGCUACACGGGACUUGCAUCACCUCUGAAGCACAGUGUUUUAUUUUGAAAGCUGUAAGCGGAAGUGAUCUGCGUAGCCUCCAGCUGGACGCAGCGGGGAUGAGCGGUGUCCUGUGACGGGAGCUAAAGAUGGAGCCGUCAGAAAACCCGUCAGUCGGCGUGGAGCCGGAUGCUACACCGACCCCCGCGGCUCUGGACACCGCAGUGCUGCUGCUGGGAGCGGGAGUGACAGCCGUCACACACCCGCUGCUGUACGUGAAGCUGCUAAUACAGGUGGGACAUGAACCUCUUCCUCCAACUGUGGGCACAACGAUGUUUGGAAGAAGAGUCUUAUACUUACCUGGCUUUUUCUCCUAUGCACAGCACAUUGUGAAGGUGGAUGGAAAGAGGGGACUCUUCCGUGGCUUCGCACCUCGUAUCAUAACCAGCGCCAUCUCCACCAUAGUCAGGAGCAACGUUAAACAGCAGGUGGAGUUUAGAGCCAAGAGAGACGACCUUCAGACCUCACUCAGGAAAGUGGUUAAAGAGACCACACAUGAGAUGAUCAUCCAGUGCCUGUCCAGAAUAGCCACUCAUCCUUUUCAUGUCAUGUCAGUGCGUUGUAUGGCCCAGUUUGUUGGCAGAGAGGUCAAGUACAGUGGGAUGAUCAGUUGUAUUACCAACAUAUUUAAGGAGGAAGGAGUUGCUGGAUUCUAUGUAGGUCUCAUACCCCACGUGCUGGGAGAGGUCCUCUUCCUGUGGUGUUGUAACCUCCUCUCUCACCUUAUUAAUACCUACGCUGUAGACGACUGUUUCAGUCAGGCCUCAGCAGUAAGAAGCUACACUAAGUUUGUGAUGGGAAUUGGAGUGAGUAUUCUCACAUAUCCGUUCAUGUUGGUGGCCGAUCUCAUGGCAGUCAACAACUGCGGUCUGGCUGCAGGUCUUCCUCCGCACUCUCCCAUCUUCAAGUCCUGGCUGCACUGCUGGAGUCACCUGAGCCACAAGGGUCAGCUCUACAGAGGAUCGAGCUUCUUUUCCCGCUGGGUGCCUGUCAGCUCCCUGCCCUCCAUCGAGAACUGACAUCAUCACCGUCACCCUGCUGGGACGUUCAUCCUUCUCUUGCCGUCAUCCACUUUUAGCCGGAGCAGCAGAGACUCAGUUUCUCUCGUGCCAUCAAACCUUUUCUCACAGCAGCUUUGGUUUGGUUUCAGUGAGGCGAGGAGGGAGCUCGUUCUGAACUACAUCGCAGUGUUUUGUUCUCGACUGCAGCGUCCACCUCUGAUGUCAUGUCCUACUCUCCAGUAUUCUCAUCAACAACCCUCAACCAACGUUUCCAUGGACAGCAGACAGCAACUGUUCUAACCUACGACGAGUACAAUGACCAGCUGAUGGUCACAGGGAGAGGAUCACAGGCAGCACAUGUCAGACACAUCGUGUUGACUCUUGUUUGAGAUCGUUUGCAUUGAGCUGUGCAGAUUUUGCAUAACACUGUGUUAUGCAAAAAUAUUUCCACAUAUUGUUUUCCGGGUCAGAUUACAUAAAGCAAGUUCCACAAGUUAAAUGUUCACGUUGUUAAGGAAAUUGAAUGGAAACCAAUGGCUGCAUGAUAUGGUUGCAUGGCGUGCUUUUUAAACCCAGACGGACACAGGACACCCAGCAUCAGGAGGCUUUGUGAGUGCAGGUGUGAACAGUGUCUUUGUUCCUGUUUGUGGAAAGAGUGUGUGUCUAGUUCUACUGAGACUAUAUAAAGCGUUCAUUUUUUAAGGUGUGUGUGU
This is a messenger RNA of Paralichthys olivaceus (Japanese flounder), 2071 nucleotides long. Its product is annotated as mitochondrial carrier homolog 1. Gene Ontology annotation, cellular component: mitochondrion; membrane. Gene Ontology annotation, biological process: positive regulation of apoptotic process. The record is from RefSeq and is a predicted model, not a curated record. Lineage: Eukaryota; Metazoa; Chordata; Actinopteri; Pleuronectiformes; Paralichthyidae.